AUGGGAAUAGGACAUAUUACCAUAGCAGGGCACCCGGCCAUCAUGUAUGGGUACCUGAAAUUGGGACCUGGGAUAAGGAUUAUCAUUCGGGUACUGACCUCAGGACCGGCGGCGCAUCGUUAUCCAGUGUUCGGAUGGUGUCCGGUGUCCGUGUUCAGUGCACGUAACCACCAACGCAGCCUUUGGACGAUGGACGCAGAACCCGCGACACUUUUCGCACAUUUAGAACGAAUGCGAAACGGCGUUUCCACGGGACGAAGCACACAGCGGACGCGCGCAAAGGCGACCGUCGGGCGUCGAGUUAGCGGGCGCGGACGCGGUGAAAAAUAUAAAACAAUAUUAUCGAGAAACGAAAACAAAGAGUCUACGUUGUCGAGUGUGCCAUUAUCAUGGCCGCCGCCAUAUUGCUACAACAUUCCGAUGUCCCCCCCACCGCCGGGAGAUAAUUAA
Molecule: messenger RNA, 450 nt
Organism: Macrosiphum euphorbiae (potato aphid)
Lineage: Eukaryota; Metazoa; Arthropoda; Insecta; Hemiptera; Aphididae
Source: the annotation of a GenBank genome assembly